This is a messenger RNA of Phycomyces blakesleeanus NRRL 1555(-), 2058 nucleotides long. RefSeq lists its product as hypothetical. NCBI's taxonomy places the organism in Eukaryota, Fungi, Mucoromycota, Mucoromycetes, Mucorales, Phycomycetaceae. Bases 1 to 2058 code for a protein of 685 amino acids. The transcript is spliced from 5 exons. The record is from RefSeq and is a predicted model, not a curated record.
AUGUCAAACAACAACAACAAUUCAGAAUGCAAGUGCUCUAAAUGCUCUUCCAAUAGCAUGGGAUUUGUUUUGGUGUCUACCCAAACACUCAGAAGACAUGCACAACAGGAUAUCGUGAGACAAUAUCAGUCAGGAUCUUCUUCCUCAGUUAUAGAAGUAAUGUCGAAUGACAAUGACAUGGAGAUUGACUUUGAAGACAAUGUUGAUGCCGAAGAUCAAGUUGAAGCCGAAGACUUACCUCUUUUUGGCAUUGAUUCCUUGUUUGAUUCUGAAAGCGAAGAUGAGGGUGUCAUUGAAGCAACCAUUUUGGAUAUUUCUGACGAUGAAUCUGAUGAUGUUAGAGAACACUUUUCUUCAUCCAAUAUGCCAGUCGAUCCUACUCAUGCUUUCAUUGCUUCUUUUGCUGCCUUCUUCAUAUCCAAAUAUGUUGUCAAUUCUGGUGGUGCUGUUCUGUUAAAGUUUCUUAACGAAGUAUUGGCACACUUUGGACAGUCUUUCCGUCUUCCCCUCAGUAUGAGUGGUGUCAACUCUAUGACCGGUCUCAGCGACGUGACUCGAGGUGUCCAGCGGUUUGUUGCAUGUGGCGAUUGUAACAAAGUAUAUGAAGAGUCCGAUGUUGUUCCAGAGUGCUGUAAUUUCGAGAGACUCUCUGAAUUGCAUGACCUGGUUUACUUUAACCUCGUGGAGUGCACUGUCAUCGAUCCGAUGCACAACCUGUACCUCGGAACAGCAAAGAGGAUAAUGGAGAAAUGGAGAUCUUCAGGUCUCAUCACAGAUGCACACUUGGCCGAAAUGCAGUUGGAUGCUGACAAGCUUGUACUGCCAGAGGACUACACGCCAUUAGGGACAAAGAUCGGGCGUGGCUUCCCAUUCAUGAAGGCCGACGAGUGGAAGUCUUGGUGCUUGGUGUACUCUCCUGUUCUCCUGCGUGAUCGUCUACCUGAAGCUCAUCUCGGUAACUGGACAACGUUUGUCAAUGCAUGCCAGUACCUCUCAAUGCCAAGCAUAUUCAUGGCUCACCUUGAUGAAGCCCAUCAAUCUUUGGAGGCUUUCUGCAGAGAGUGCAAGAAGUUGUAUAAAGCCCCAUUCCUUUCGCCAAACAUGCAUCUCCAUCUUCAUCUGCGAGAGACUGUACUGAACUUUGGCCCGGUUUAUGGCUAUUGGCUUUUUAGUUUCGAAAGAUGCAAUGGUAUCUUGAAAAACUAUGCGACAAAUAGAAAAGACGGGUUUGAGGGAACCUAUAUGAAGAAGUAUCUUGAAGAAGCAUACCAGGGAGAUCUUAUUCGCCAAACUUUGCCAAUAAUUCGACCUGAGCAUUCGGCGAUCAUCCUUGAGCUCACUGCAUCCACUGCCAAUUCCAUAACCACUUCCACUUCCACUGCCAAUUCCAUAACCACUUCCACUUCCACUGCCACCUCAAUCCAAUUCGAUAUCAAUGCUUUUCUUGAUUCUCCUGAGAUCAACUUUGAUAUCGUCAAGGGAAACGAGCCUUUGCCCCCUUCCGCACUUCCUUUAGCUCUAAAGGGGGAGAUUUCCAUGGAUGAAUCCGAGUAUGAGCAUUUGUUGGAAUACUAUCGCGAGACAUACGAUGAUCAAACUCUUGUUCAUUAUCGUCAGGCUGGUCAUUCCGAUAAUUUUGUUAACAAUCGGAUACAGAAGUUUGAAUCAAUCAAUCUUCUUGGGCAAAUCUACAAGAGCAAAACGAAGAAUCAGCGUGGGUCGUUCAUGCAAGCCUUGUUUGAGACAAGUGAUGGUAGAAGUACCAAGCCAUACGCGGGCCAAAUUCAGUACCUCUUUGUCAAUACUGCUGUAAACUCGUUUGCUGGUCAUGCGAGCCAGCAUGUAUUUGCAUAUGUACAAUGGUACAAGGAAGUUUUACUUCAGCCCAGAGCAGGAGAAGGAGUUGAGGUGAAUGAGGUGGGGUUCGAAGAUGACAGCAUGAACAGCAUUCUCCCAGUGCAUAGAAUCUGCUAUCCAGUUGCAGUAGGCGAGCACCUUGGUCUAGAAGGCGAAGUUCAGAUGUGUGUAGUUCCUUUGCCACGAAAAAUAUAUAUUUAG